GCAGAAGAGGAGAAAGCAGUGCAUUAUAGUGCUUCGACAUCAACAGUCUCGACGCGUCUGUUCGCCUAAUAACUACUCUUACCGCAGUCGUAUUAAAACGGCUGGCAAAAUGCAGUAUAAUCGACAUCGUGUCCGCAUGAAACGUUUUUGCUGGUGAUUUUUUCCCUCACUCUUGAUAGAUGACUCUUCGAAACAGGGACAAAAACUGGACACUCGCACUUUUUAUUUAUUUCUGUGCUCCACAAAUACAGUUGUAGACGGAUACAUGACUCGAACGUUUCACCAGUCAUUGAGAUUACUCGUUGUUCACAUUUACUGACUGCUCCACCAGCUCACCUCGGAAGGAAAGAGGGAUACUUGAACCUCAUGCCUCCACAAAGCCAUACGUGAGGCAAGGCUUCCUCCACACCGACAGACCAGCAUGGAGAAAGGGGUCCGAACACGACAUGAAACAGGAGCGGCAGAUGAGAAAGAUGCUCUUACUCAAGGGAAGAGCCCAUUAGUGGGGAGUGCAGACUUGGGACAUGAAUGUUGCAAACGUAAUGGUCUGAUCAAUACCCACAGCCUAAUGGUGGAGACUAAGGAAGGACUGGUGUCGGUCUAUUCUGCCCCUCAGUACCAGGGCCAUGUGGUGUCCAAGGACAUGAAUGGGACACCGGAUGGUCGAGGACCCCCACAGUUGCUCAACCCCAGCGCCCUGCCCCAGGCUAUAGACCCUUACUACAGACCCAACCUCCUUCUGUACCCCGAGAGCGUGUUGAGAGCUUGGGGAGAUGGGGGGGACUGCUGCGAGACCACCUUCAUUGAGGAGAUGACCCCCGCCUCGUCCGGCUCCGCUGUCACUAAAGACGGUCUGUUCACCGACGGCAAACUGCUGGAGCUCUCAAUGGAGGACGCCAAGAUCCAGACGCUCUCCUAUGAUGUAGAUGACGACGACGACGACUUUCAGGAACUCGAGAGUGAGUACUCAAGUGACUCAGAGAGCGAAGACAAUUUCCUCCUGAUGCCUCCGAGGGACCACCUGGGCCUCAGUGUGUUCUCCAUGAUCUGCUGUUUCUGGCCCUUGGGCAUCGCAGCUUUCUGCCUGUCUCAUGAGACUAACAAAGCGGUGACUAAAGGAGACUUUCACCAUGCCAGCUCCAGCUCCAGACGGGCGCUCUUCCUCGCCGUACUGUCCAUCACCAUUGGGACGGGCAUCUAUGUGGGUGUGGCCGUGGCCCUUAUUGCAUACCUCUCCAAAAACAAUCACUUGUAGCCUUUCCAUGCCCAAAUCACUCUCACAGUCGGAUAAAGCCUGGUUCACUUUGGGAUCAGCUUCUUUGGGAAACACCCGAUGGUCACGAUACGGGACUCACCAGCAAUGUGUUCCACUCCUGCACUUUUAAAAGUCACGUUGCCAUUUUGUUGGGAAGAUCAUCAUUUGUGUAAAAUGUCUUGGUCACUUUUCUGCAUUUUCAUGUGAACGUGCCACCACCAGUAUUUUUUUCUUUCUUUCUUUUAUUUUUUUUGCGCUCAGUGUUUGUGCAAGUGCAAAUCUAAUGCUACACACACACGUUUUUUUGGUAGAUUAAAGUCAAUAUGAAAUCAAAAUGAACCUGAUUUAUUUUCUUAAUGCAUGUUCUUAAUCAUGCUGAAUUCAUCAAAAUGUAUUUAUUUGCUCUGCCACUCCACAACUUUCCAUAUUUGUCAUCAAUACAGUCAGUUCCCAUUGGAUGAAAUCAGGGACCGGUUGCACCAGCUGUGCGCAAGUUACAGCUUAGCCUAAUUUUGACGCAAAGGUCCACUAAGUUACAACUUAUGGUGAGUGCACACCAAAAGCAAAAUGAAUUAUUCGCACAUGUAAAUUACAUAUAAAGUCAAUGCAAACAGGCAUAUAUAUGCAAAUUUGUGCUGGCUGACGCGAAUGAUGCAAACUGUGCAAUGCCGUUGUCGUGAAAGCGUGAUAUUCGCCUCAAUCGUGUCUUCUGCAAGUUGUAAAAUUUCAACUCAAAGCGUAAAAUUAGCAUGAAGCAUUGUCAUGAAAGGCAAUCAACUAAAAAGCUUAUUGACACUUGGCAUCAGAAAAUUUAUUUAUUGUUUUUAUGUUUUUAGUAAUUCAAAAACAUCCCGCGACUUCACUAGAUUGAGUAAUGCGAUACAAAUUUUGCUUUGCAUUUUGAUGUGCAUACACCAUUAGGCAGUAGUAAAAAAAUUUUUGCAUUGCACCAACUUAAUAUAUAAACUUAAAAUGUAAUACAAAAGCCUCAGACAAGAAGUAAAUGUCGGAAAAAAAUAGUACAAUGAUUGAAUUGCAUCAAUAAGUUCAUGAUUUACCUGACAAACUACAAUUCUUUAGACAUACGAUGUACACUCUAAAAAAUGCUGGGUUGUUUCAACCCAACUU
Messenger RNA from Carassius auratus (goldfish), 2383 nucleotides. RefSeq names its product synapse differentiation inducing 1 (gene syndig1). Lineage: Eukaryota; Metazoa; Chordata; Actinopteri; Cypriniformes; Cyprinidae. The coding region runs from base 422 to 1255 and encodes 277 amino acids. The record is from RefSeq and is a predicted model, not a curated record. The transcript has 4 exons. Gene Ontology annotation, cellular component: postsynaptic density membrane; intracellular membrane-bounded organelle; excitatory synapse. Gene Ontology annotation, biological process: synaptic vesicle clustering; positive regulation of synapse assembly.